Penicillium nucicola is the source of this 3435-nucleotide messenger RNA. RefSeq names its product putative NF-X1 finger transcription factor. Gene Ontology annotation, cellular component: nucleus. The transcript has a single exon. The coding region runs from base 1 to 3435 and encodes 1144 amino acids. Gene Ontology annotation, molecular function: DNA-binding transcription factor activity, RNA polymerase II-specific; zinc ion binding; RNA polymerase II transcription regulatory region sequence-specific DNA binding. The record is from RefSeq and is a predicted model, not a curated record. Lineage: Eukaryota; Fungi; Ascomycota; Eurotiomycetes; Eurotiales; Aspergillaceae. Gene Ontology annotation, biological process: negative regulation of transcription by RNA polymerase II.
AUGUCAGCCCCUCAAACAGAAGCUUCGAUCCCCUCUGGGUCGCGACCCCCGCGUGCUCCUAGAUCCAGGCGCAGAGGGCGGGGUUCUGGAACCCGUGAAGGUCAACAACAGCGACCUGCUGCUGGAGGCGAAGGUCCAGCGACGACACAGACGCAACCUCCUCCCCCUACCUCGCAACCGGCUCCAGUCACUCAACAGCCCGUCAAUUCAAACGAUACGUCUCGCCCGCGGAGAGGAAAUAGAGAAGGCGGAGGGCGGAGAAACCGGGGUAAUGCGCCUCCACGAGGACAGGGUCAAAAUGCUAGACAGGAGGUCCAUGAAUCACGGGCGCCUGCUAGAAGUCGCGGCAUGAGAGCGCGCGGCUUUGAAGCUCAAUUGACGCGACCUGGUCCGGCCUCGGAUGACGGUGCGGGGCAUUUCAAUGAUCAGUCACUUAGAGCUGACGUGCCGGAUUUCGUACCUGGUAUGCCGACGGCACCAUCCGGACAACCAUCAAGACAGUCGAAUAAGGGAAAGGGAAGAGCUAGAGCGCCGCCCCCACCGAAGGUCACCACCAAAUCAACGGCCGACGAUCUCGCCACACGAAUCCACGAAGACGUCUCUCACAAUCUGUAUGAAUGUCCUAUUUGUUGCAGCGAGUUGGGCCGCAGAUCCAAGGUCUGGUCUUGUGAGCUAUGUUGGACGGUUUUCCACUUGACCUGCGUCAAGAAAUGGUCUAAAAACGAGGGUGCAGCUGCCCAGAGGGCUUCUGGUCUAGAAGAUGGACAGGAAAGUGUUACACCUCGUGCUUGGCGUUGUCCUGGCUGCAAUCUUUCGCAUCAGAAUUUCCCUUCCAAUUACACCUGUUGGUGCGAGAAGGAAGUUGAUCCCAGGCCACUUCCCGGUCUGCCCCCACACUCUUGUGGCCAGACCUGCUCUCGACCUCGCAAAGGCUGUCCUCACCCCUGUGAUUCGACUUGUCAUGCUGGUCCUUGUACGCCUUGCACCGCCAUGGGCCCGACACAGGACUGUUUCUGUGGUUUGAACUCGACGAAGAAGCGAUGCCAGGAUACUGAUUAUGAAAAUGGUUGGAGCUGUGGUGAGAUCUGUGGUGACUUACUGCCAUGUGGAGAACACACAUGUCCUCUGCCGUGUCAUGAGGGCCUUUGUGGUCGUUGUGAAGUCGAUAUCGAGGGCCGUUGUUAUUGCGGCAAGCUGCAGACGGAAAUGCUGUGCAGUUCUAAGGAUGAUGAGAAAGACAGUCGAAUCGUUCGUGAAGAUGGUACUGAGGACGAAUGGACUGGCUGCUUUGGUUGUGGAGAUACUUGUGGUCGUCCAUUCGAUUGUGGUGUACAUUCAUGCCAGAAAGGCUGCCAUCCACAGGACUCACAUCCUGCCCAUUGCCCACGGUCACCAGAUGUCGUUGACCGUUGCGCUUGUGGUAAAACGCCACUUUCCGAGAUUUCAGGGUACACACCUCGAACCUCUUGUGAAGAUCCGAUUUUGAAUUGCGACAAACCAUGCGGCAAGAUCCUGCCGUGUGGUCAUGCUUGCCAGCAGCUGUGCCAUAUCGGACCCUGUCGCGCUUGCAUGCUCCGUGUGAACAUCAAGUGUCAGUGCGGCCGUACUGAUAACAUGAGUAUAUGCCACCAAGGUGUCAUUGAACCUCCCCAGUGUCCACGCCAAUGCAAGGCGACGCUACAUUGUGGUCGCCAUACUUGCACUGAAAGAUGCUGUCCAGGAGAGCAGAAGGCAAUUGAACGUCAAGCGGCGCGUCGCAAGCUUAGGUCACACCUUCGCCCUGCUGAAGAGGACAUUGAGGCUGAACAUAUAUGUACCCGCAUCUGUGGUCGCACGCUGAAAUGCGGACGACACACUUGUCCAGAACUUUGUCACAAGGGUGCAUGCAAUACCUGUAGAGAGGCCAUCUUUGAAGAGAUUGCGUGUAACUGCGGAAGAUCUGUUCUGUAUCCACCACAGCCAUGUGGCGCGAAGCCGCCGCCUUGUCACUAUCCUUGUGAACGUCCAAAGACUUGUGGACAUCCCCAGGCUGCGCAUAAUUGCCAUACCGAUGAGGAGAACUGUCCCAAGUGUCCAUUCUUGACUGAAAAGGCUUGCCUCUGUGGCAAGCAGGUUCUGAAGAACAUUCCCUGUUGGUUGGCAGAUGCCCGCUGUGGCCAGGUCUGUAAGCAGCCGCUCAAGUGUGGCUCUCACUUCUGUCGAAAGGACUGUCACCGUCCCGGUGAUUGCGAAGAUGCUACCAAGCCUUGCACCCAAGCUUGUGGUAAGACCAAAACCAUUUGUGGACACCCUUGCCUCGAUACAUGUCAUGCACCUUACGCAUGCCCUGAGAAGACGCCAUGCUCGGCCAUGCUCACAAUAACAUGUGGUUGUGGACGACUUCGGCAGCAAAGACGUUGUGGUGCUGCAAAGGCUGUCACAUCUAAGGGCCAGAUACAGUCUCCUCAACGCCAGCCAGAGCUUACACCUCUGUCCUGCGACGACGAAUGCACCCGUCUUGAACGGAACCGCACUUUGGCUUCCGCUCUAGGCGUCGAUAUCAACCAACAAACCACAGCACAAACCAUCACUGCGGAAAACCUCCCCUACUCAGAGGAGACUCUCAAUCAGUACAUCAAGCUUGCCUCUUCGUCGCCGCUCGCAACUCUUCAAACUAUUGAAUCAAACCUUCACUCCUUGGCUGUAGCCGACAAAUCAACUCGAUCAUUCCGCUUCCAGCCUGCCAAACCCACCCUCCGUGCAUUCUCACACUCCCUCGCCACAGACUGGGGCUUCGUGACAGAAAGCCACGACCCAGAACCCCACCGACAUGUUUUCGUCCUUAAGCCAGUAGCCUGGACACCUCCCCUGUUCGGCAUGGGAAGCAGCUCCACAAUCGGUAUCGGCGGCAUGAGUGUACGCGAAUGCGUCAAGCUUCGCGAGCGAGAGCGUACUAAGGAGCAAGAGGCUCGACGAGUCGCCGCUCUCGAAGCAAAGGCAGCUCGUGAAUCCAUCAAAGCACAGGCGAACGCUGGAGAUGGUUGGGCUCAAGUUGCUUCGAGGAGCAAGAGUGGCAGCGGUGCUAGCACGAGGAGCAGCACACCUCUUCAGAACUCAUUCGUGAGCAAGUCUAUUUUCUCUGCUCUUGAUGGUGAUGGGGGUGCUAAGAAGGAACGUCUGGUUCUUCGCUCUGGUGUUGGUACUGGCAAGUCCCUGCGUGCUAAGCAGCCUACUCCGGAAGUUGUUGAUAAUUGGGAAGAUGCUGAGGAGGCGGCGGAGGAGAAAGAUGAACUAGCGGAGGAGGGACGGGAGCGGGAAACAGUUGCUCAUGAGGACCCUCAGGGCGAGCCCGAAGCCGGGGCCGGGGUCGAAUCCGAUGCUCCUAAGGAAGAUGACCCGACUCCAGCUCCAGCUCCAGCUGAGGAAGCCCCAUCUACUACAGAUGUUGCUAUUUAA